Molecule: messenger RNA, 408 nt
Organism: Cooperia oncophora
Lineage: Eukaryota; Metazoa; Nematoda; Chromadorea; Rhabditida; Trichostrongylidae
Source: the annotation of a GenBank genome assembly
AUGUACUUCAAACAGGACAUGUGCCCAAUGCAAGCUGCUGCCGACAUUCAGUACUGUGCAGCGCAGGGACGAGAUCACCGAGAAUGUUGUGCUAGAAAUGGAGUUACCACGACAUUGGCUGGAUACAAGUGCAUGACGUUCUGUGACCAGCGUCCAGGAAAUGUAACUCAACUCGACUUCACCUAUCUGGCAUGCUACGAUCGCUUUGAGAACAUGAAGGCCUGCUUCUGGCACAAUAUUUCCCAGGACAACGACGAUUCAGCAGUGGCUACCGUUGAUGAAGAGCAACAUGAGGAAGCGUUCUUAAACGACGAACGCCCUCAAUCAUUCUCCUCAGAUAUCGUAUCUCGCCCAAAUCUCAGAAUAGGAGGCAGUUCCCGUACAUUCCAAGCUAAGACUUUCAACUAA